This is a messenger RNA of Phalaenopsis equestris, 1437 nucleotides long. Its product is annotated as oligopeptide transporter 5-like. The transcript has 4 exons. Gene Ontology annotation, molecular function: oligopeptide transmembrane transporter activity. The record is from RefSeq and is a predicted model, not a curated record. Lineage: Eukaryota; Viridiplantae; Streptophyta; Magnoliopsida; Asparagales; Orchidaceae. Gene Ontology annotation, biological process: transmembrane transport. The annotation marks the transcript as partial.
UCAACCAUAUUCCCCCUCAGCCUGAAGUUUAGUUUGUUCUAUCAUUUUUCAGACAAAGCCGAGGAUAUUGUUGAAGAUAACAGCCCAAUAGAGCAGGUCAGAUUGACAGUACCCACAACAGAUGAUCCCACCCUACCAGCAUUAACAUUCAGGACAUGGGUUUUAGGGCUGACGUCAUGUGCACUCCUUGCAUUCCUGAACCAGUUCUUUGGCUACAGACAGAAUCCUCUCUACAUCUCUUCUGUAUCAGCUCAGAUUGCAGUUCUUCCAUUAGGGAAAUUAAUGGCUGCUUAUCUCCCCACAAAGAAAAUCAGACUCCCUUUGCUUGGUUGGUACUUCACCCUAAACCCCGGGCCUUUCAACCUAAAGGAACAUGUUCUCAUCACUAUCUUUGCAAAUUCUGGAUCCAAUUCUGUUUAUGCUGUGAAUAUUGUAACCAUUGUCAAGGCUUUCUACCACAGAAAGCUUCAUCCUUUUGGAGCUAUGCUUUUGACUCAAACAACACAGAUGAUGGGGUAUGGCUGGGCUGGCAUCUUCAGAAAAUUUUUGGUGGAUUCACCUCAUAUGUGGUGGCCAUCAAAUUUGGUUCAGGUGUCCUUAUUCAGGGCACUGCAUGAAGAUGAGAAGAGACCCAGGCGAGGGCUGACCAGACUACAGUUCUUCCUCACAGUCUUCAUCACAAGCUUUUCAUACUACAUUGUCCCCAACUUUUUCUUCCCUUCCAUUACAGCCCUAUCCUUCAUCUGUUGGAUCUGGAAGAACUCUGUCACAAUGCAGCAAGUCGGCUCGGGCCUCUAUGGGCUUGGAGUUGGUUCCUUUGCCAUCGAUUGGUCCACCAUCGCUGGCUUCCUUGGCAGCCCUUUAGCCACCCCAGGCUUCGCCAUCAUCAACGUCUUGUUUGGUUUUUGUGUUGUGCUUUAUGUCAUCAUACCCAUAGCUUACUGGAACAAUGCUUACAAUGCAAAGAACUUUCCAAUAUUUUCUUCCAAUGUGUUCAUGAGCAAUGGAACCCAAUACAAUGUGCAAACGAUCUUGGAUGUAAAAACAUUCAGUUUUGAUCAGCAGAAGUAUGAUGAAUCUGGACCUCUCAAUCUCAGCAUUUUCUUUGUUAUCACUUAUGGACUUAGCUUUGCUACUCUGGCCGCCACACUUUCUCAUGUUGCCCUGUUUCAUGGAAAAGAAAUAUGGAGUCAGACAAAGGCAGCAAUGCAAGAUAAGUUUGGAGAUGUGCAUACGCGGCUGAUGAAGAAAAACUAUGACGUUGUGCCUCAAUGGUGGUUCUACACCAUUCUGUUCAUGAUGAUUGGCCUCGCCAUCUUUGCCUGCGAAGGAUUUGGCAAGCAGCUGCAGCUUCCUUACUGGGGAGUUCUGCUUGCUGCUGGCCUAGCUCUUAUAUUUACCCUUCCAAUUGGAGUCAUCACAGCCACAACAAAUCAA